AUGUCGGCGGACCUUGAGGCCUCCACUAAGCUUGAAAUACCAAAUAAACGGGAGGUAAAAUCGCGAAAAAAUACUCCCGAGGAGAAACGAAAACAAAAUAGAGAAUGGAGAAAGCGAAAGCGACAGCAGAAGAAAGCAGGUAAUCUGGCUCUGCUCGCUAAUACUGAAGUUCUGCCUGGCAUCAAUGCUGGACCAAAUGUGGCUAAGACGAACUUGAUAGAUAAAAAAUCGCUUUCUCCAAAUCUGGAUACAGAACAGACAACUUUUAAACGUAUUGGUAGUCAGAAAAAUAUCCAGUUGAAGAGUAUUUCAGAUAAAGAAUUCAAUGGCAAUUUUAAAGAAUUGAUCCCGGAACAUUUGGUGUAUCUAACCCAACAUUCCGUUGGUAGUGGAAGUUUUGGCCAAUGCUUCAAAGCAAGUUACCGCGGGAUCGCCGUUAUUGUGAAGCAAAUGAAACACAAUGACAACGCCGAAGAACAGUACAGGGCAAAGAAAAACCUUCUUCAUGAAGCAGGGGUUAUAACUACAUUGGGGGAUCAUGCUAAUCUUCCAAUGUUGUUUGGAGUAGUUACAAAGAGCUUGCCCUUAUGCCUUGUUCUACAGUUCCAUGGCAUCAACCAAGAAAGCACUACUCUUCAUCAGGCAGCGAGCAAAAACCUGCUUAAACCAACAGAUUGUAUUUCACUGUUUAUAGAGAUAGCUUCCACCUUGAGCUAUGUUCAUUCAAAAGGCUACCUGCACAACGACAUUAAGGCUAAUAAUGUAGUAUUGGGAAGAAAGUCCGACUCUGCGAAAUACGACCCGAUUCUUAUUGAUUUCGGUAAAAGCACCAUGUUGGGGUUGCCAUCCUCAAAGCGAAGCUCUUUCUACUGUUCAAGAGAGACCUAUUUAGCCCCAGAAGUCCAAAAAGAAAGACUUUACAGCAUUGCAAGUGACAUUUACUCAUUAGGAAGAAUGCUGAAGGUUGUGUCGUGUUUAAUAGGUUUUUAUGAGAAGGUGCUUGUGGUUGUGAAAAAAGCCACCGAAGAAAACCCCGGUGAUAGGCCUACUGUUGAAGAAUUUUUGCAACAAAUCUCUACAAUUAUACUGUAG
This is a messenger RNA of Stylophora pistillata, 1092 nucleotides long. RefSeq names its product sperm motility kinase X. The record is from RefSeq and is a predicted model, not a curated record. Gene Ontology annotation, biological process: protein phosphorylation. Lineage: Eukaryota; Metazoa; Cnidaria; Anthozoa; Scleractinia; Pocilloporidae. Gene Ontology annotation, molecular function: ATP binding; protein kinase activity.